AUGUCCGCAUAUUGCAUAUUAUCCUCGUUUUGCUUGCUGGCGCUUGCGCCGCUCAUCGUGUUCUUCUCGAUGGCAGACGAACCAUUCAAAGAUGCGUUGCAGAAGUUUGGAGCCGCGGCGUGGAACAGUAAAACGGAAAUGAUGCUUAGCGCCUCCACCAAGGACGCUACGCUCAAGUCGGAGGCCGAUGCUCUCGUCGACUCAUUGUUGACUAACGAUCUGGCGUACACAGAGUGGCUCACGGCAGAAAAAGUGUGCCCUCACGUGAACAAUCGUUUCGAUUCUAUCAUUCACCCGCCUCACGCCCAUUGGGUUGGAAAAAACAUCGCAGUUGACGGGUGGAGUUGGCACGAAGUGCAAGGCAAGGCUCGUGCCAUCGAGCGCCCCCCUGGCGCGGCAGCAAAGCAAGAUUUGGACAAGGUGCAGGCAACCAUCUCAAGUUGUGGCGGUACGCUUGGAGAUAUCAAGCCGCAUGGCCUCAGGGCAUUUACAGUAAGUUGUUCCCACACGAUGGCGUGGAUCUGGGCCGUGGAAAGCGGCGCGAGCCCGACGGCCGAUUCGGUGGAAUACGCAAUCAACGGAAAGCUUAGCAAGGACAGGUUGUGCGAGCUGUCGCCAUCGAUGUCCCAGCCGUUUGAGAAAGGGCUGCCCUUUGUCAUAGUGAGGCACGAAGUAGCUAGUGCGUGCCCGAUGAUCGCCGCCUUCCUUCAGGAAGCGGGCAACGUCGGCAAUCGGAUCAGGAAAGACCCAUCUAUCAUGCAAGUUCUCUUCCAACUGCAUGCCAGGGCCGUGACGAACACCAAAUUGCAGGGCAAGCCGAACUGGGACGCCACACUUGUUUUGUUCAAGGAUCUACCAUUUGCCAAGAUGCCAAGUUGGAUCUUCAUGCGUCUUAAAGCGUGCCAGUCGGCGCCCGAAAACUUUGUAGUCAAAGGCGAAUGCAAACUAUUCAACCGCGUGGACACGCGGGCAAUGACUGGCAACCUUAUGCCGCAUAUAACAGAAGCAGUCGCCAGAUACACCAAAGGCCGAGAUUGGCUGGUCAGCCUUGGCGUCGAUGAGGGGGCAAUCGCGAAGCAUUCAGGCGAGUUCGCAGUGAAGCUGGUCAUGCACGUGUGCAGCAAGAGGUCAAAGAGUCGGAAACAGUUCAAGUCAAUCGAAGAGAUAUGCGAUGAUUUCGUUCGAUGCGUGGCCGACGCGGUGAAGGAUCCCAAAGUAAAGGCGCCGUGGCAGAGCGAAUCCAGUGACAGUGGCAAGUCGGGCGCAGCAUUCCGUGAGUUUUCAGGAAAUGCAUUCGACCCGUCUUCGCUGGCAGCUAUGGGGUUCGUUCCGGAGGUGCGCGCGACGACCAGCAGCCGCAAAGGCGAGACAUGCAAGUUGGACUCCGUGGGCGCGGAGUGCGUUCUGGUUCUCGUGAACGACAGCGGCAGGAUCCCCGUGAAGCUAAAGGUGUCAGCCGCCGAUGUGGCCGACAGCUGGUCCACCAUCACGCAACCUGAGCAUAAGGUGGUCGUUCAAACAAAGGAUCUUCAGUCGCCGCAUGGCCACUCAGACAGCUUGGCGGAAUGCACAAAGGCUGUUGCGAGGCUGGCGCUUGAGAAGGCGUUCAUCGAGCACCAGUCGGUAGCGUACAAUGGCGGUGGGGAUGCAGGUUUCGAGGUGCAGUUGAAACCGCAGAGGUCCGUGUUCACCAAGUCCGCCUAUGCGAAAGGUAAGCUCGUGCUGGUCCCUUUCUCGACUUCGGUUUCGGCCCUCUCUAAGGACGGCCCAAAUGGCUCCGUCUGCCUAGGCUGCCCUAGGGAUGCGUCUGGCAAGGUUCAGGCGUUUGUUUCUCAGCGCUGCGACUACGCGCACGGGGAGACCGUAUCGGGCUGCCACUCCAAGGAGGUGGUGCCGUUCGUGGCGCCGUUCUGGUGCGUGAAGCCCGAGGGGGACAGUGCCUCCGCCAACAUGCAGGUCAGCCACAUCCGCAUCCUAGUCGGGGCUGGGAGUAGCCUUUCCGACGGCGGAGACGCCUUCGUGGACGUCCCAGUGUUCACGAACAAGUCCAGCUUGAAGGCUGGCGAUGAGUUGAGGGUGUUUGACCAAGAUCGGGCAGCCUUGAGCAAGGCCAAAACCAAGAAGAGGGGCGUCGACGCCUCUGGGGGCACGGCGAAGAGACAUCGGUAG
Molecule: messenger RNA, 2169 nt
Organism: Prorocentrum cordatum
Lineage: Eukaryota; Dinophyceae; Prorocentrales; Prorocentraceae
Source: the annotation of a GenBank genome assembly